Molecule: messenger RNA, 2389 nt
Organism: Polychytrium aggregatum
Lineage: Eukaryota; Fungi; Chytridiomycota; Chytridiomycetes; Polychytriales
Exons: 3
Coding region: 32-2389 (785 amino acids)
Source: RefSeq, a predicted model, not a curated record
GAACCAGCCAUCGCUGCUAUUUUCUCGCCAGAUGGCUCCCAAACGAAAGACACCCCCCGAUCCCGACCCGGGAUCACCCAAUGACUCUCCUGUGGCCAAGAAGUUCACCAUCAAAUCGUGUCGUGCCUGUGGCCUGACCAACCAUGUCAAACCCUUCACCAAGAAGUGUACAGCCAGAGUCGACAGCAGCCCUGCCUCGGUCGCUGAAAUGGUCAGCCAAGCACCCAAGGUCCCUGUAUGUGCCACGUGCAAGCAAGUGGGUCAUGCCAGAAGCAACAGUUCAUUGUGUACCAAGAAGAACCCACUCUGGAGCUCUACCUUGCCUGACUGUGGCCCCAACGAGUAUGCCAAGGCCGAGUACUCGAUCGUCAAGUGCACCCUCGAUGCCAUCAUCAAGAACGAUGCCUUGCACGACAAGAUCGAGGAGACUGUCCGAGCCAUGACUCAAGUGCAGUACGAAGCAUCUCGUCUCCUGGAGCUGCAUCUCAGGCGGUGCUUGGACGAGGGCAUCACCCUCCCCACUGUGUCGUCGAGUGAACCCGCGUUUGUUCGAAAGUGCUUCAAUAUGGUACAGACAGGAACAGUGGGUGCCAGGACGAACACCCCAGAAGAUGACAGGCACAUCAUCAAGACCUAUGACAUGUAUCGAAGUACAUGGAGUGAGACGUGUAUCCUGCCUCCAGUGUCCCUCCCAAAGGGCACUGGCUCACAGGUCCUUGGUUUGGCUGUCAAGACCUAUGCAGUCAACUGCGAGACACACGUUCUCGAUCGGUAUUGGUCUCUCCUCCGUCGAUACUGCAAUCUGGUCCUGAUUGCUCCGAAGGAUGUCAAACGGCAUACACACAUCGACGAUUGCAUGAAGCUGAUGGAGAAUCCCCUCUCCAAGACACUCCUCGGUGAUCUGAAGAAAUCCUUCGCCCACCAUGCCGACCAGUUGUAUGAGCUUCGGUACGAAAGCCACCAGGACCUGUACAAAGUCGUACCAAUUCUGGCCAGUGAAGUCUCUCGCCUGACCCACCUGAAGGAGGCCCUCUUCAUGGUGGUCUUUCAGAAGAUGAUCAUUCCCAGGCUCGCGAGGGUGACCGAUGAUCUGAAAGGAGAGCGUGGGCGACUGAACGAGGAGAUGUGUCGCGCUAUCGAACGAAGGCAGUCGGAUAAAUACAACACACUCCAUACCCAACACGAGGAGGUGGAGAAGCAGAUCACCAUCAACAGGAAACGGAUCAAGCGAUUGACCGACCGGCUUGCCCAGACCAAGAAGCGACACAAGGCCCCUCGAGCACAGUGCACCUUGCAGACUGGCACUGGGCUCAAGUGGGACGACCUGAAGACCAAGGUCAAUGACACCACAAAGCAAGAGACCUUCUGGCAGACCAACUUCAAGCUGGAUCCGAGACUCUUUGGUGCCAGGGAGAAGGGGAAGCAGCUCUUUGGUUGCGAGAUCACCACCGAUGGGGUCGGGUGCUCGAUCACCACGCUCAGAUACAAGAUCCUGGAGAAGAAGGACCCUGAUGCCAAGCCAGAAACCACAGACAAGGACGACAUGACACUCAAGCUCACUCCCGAGAAGAAGAUCCAGACCAGGGUCGGUCCCAUUGACGACUCUCGGACCACAUGGAUUGGGAUCGACCCUGGAGUGGGAUCGAUCUUCACCGCUGUCAAUCGAGCACCCGGUCAACCAUCCAUCCAGGAGCAAGACGGUGUCAAGGUGACCAAGGCACAGCGCGCCAACGAGAAGAUCGUGUCGUUCUCCAACAAGGAGUACCAGCAUCGAUGUGGCACCAGCCAGGCGACCAAGUGGAUACAGAGCACCCACAAGAUCCUUGAUCUGCAGAAAUGGAUGAGCACCACACCGAGUCCCAAGAACCCUGGGGUGGUUUCCUUCCUGCAAUACAUUCGCCAUGUGUUCGAUGGAGACAUGCUGGAGAAACAUCUGUACUUCAGCCUGACUCGGCGACGGCGAUUCAAGCGACUCGAUCUCCACAGCAAGAGACAGCGCACCGUCCACGAGAUGUGCAAGCAAGUCAUCGACCAGGCACCAAGGGAGACCGAUAUUGUGAUUGCCUUUGGGAAUGCCUCCUGGAAGCAAGGGAAGGGAUAUGCAUCCAGUCCCAGGAGACUCAGGUUUGCCAAGUAUUUCGAGCAGUUCCACCACCACCAGAGACGACCACCAGACCGAUCCGUCUCCAAGAUCCAUGUGUGCUCGGUGAACGAGUUCAACACAUCCCAGGUGUUCUCACACUGUCGGGAAGCCAAGCGACUCGAGAAGGUCGAGCAUCUUGAUAUCGAGAAGCCACAUUAUGUACGGAGCUGUGCAAGCUGUCAUACGCUGUGGGAUCGAGACAUCAAUGCCUCACGGAACAUGAUCUCGCGGGUUUCAGAUAUCUGA